GAUCCCUGCAUAGUCAUUGCUAAAAUGAGGCUGAUAUUGCCAUAGUAACCACUGACCUAUGAGGCUGAAGCAGUGAGUACUAAUCCUCUGAAAGUGGCACAAGCAUAUUUGCUCAUAAGAGGGUUUUUCACUCCUGUUCUGGAAUUUCUUAUUUUUUCCCUGUUUCUCUUCCUCCUUAACCUGAAAGAAGGAAAACAUUACUGAGGACUCCAGAGGAAGAAAAGGAAGAGUGGGAGUCAGUCUAAAACUUUUGUCUAUGUGUGUGUGUGUGUGAAGCUCAUUAGUGCUGGAGGGGCCUCUCUCUGUCGUCCUCCUGCUGUUCCUGAGGCCAUUAGAAAACCCCUUAAUUACAAUUCAUUCAAUUCCUCUCUCUCUCUCUCUCUCUCUCUCUCUUUCUUUCUUUCUCUGCUCUUCACGUGCUAUAUCUUCUCCCUGUUUCUCACUCUUUCUAAGUCCCCUUCAGUCCACUCUCUGUCUGUGACUCUUACAGCCUGCACACUUUCUCUCUAAUUUCUGUGCAGAUCAGUGUUUGCAUCAGUGUGUGUGUGAGAGUGUGUGAGUGCCUGCAUGUGUGUAUGCUGCAAUGCGUGGGCUGUGCAGGCCGUGGACUCUGGGGCUGCUGGGGCUUCUCAGUGCUCUGGGUAGCUGGUUGCCCUCAGUUACAGGAGGUCAGGAGGCCUUGAGACGGGCAGAUGUUGGUCUACUGGUCAGCGAGAUCUUCCAUGUGCUCCAGUGUCCAGAACGCAUCGGUGGAACCAAGGAACUCUGUGAUAAGUGUCUCCCUGUAAGCUGGUUGCUGUCACUAGUGGAGGACGAUGGGAAAGACUUCAUUAGUGAGGAUAACUACCUCAAGAUUUCCACAGUGCUUCUCUAUUACAUCAUCCACAUGAGACAGCUCUGCUCCUCCAACAUCUCAUCUUCCUCGCUCUCCUCCUCCUCCUCUCCUGAUUACUCACACUGUGUGCGAGGUCUGACCGCUCUCCACUCACAGGAGGAUGAAGAUUUCAUCUCAGCCAAUGAGACAGAGAGCAUCCUACAAGUCAUCAAUCAAAACUAUCAGCCACAGGAAAGACCCAUCCUCAAACACAAACAGUGUAUCGAUGCAGCACACCUGAUGAAGGAGGCUGGAGUGACGGACAGCAGAGGGCUGGAUUCCUCCUCCGUUCCUCGACUGGCUGCAGCUAUUAUAAGUCAUUUACGGCAGGGCCACUGCAUAAGCCGGAGGAACCUCCCCUCACCAGCUUUCUUCACUGACUACAUCUUCCAGUCCCUCAACCGCACCAGCGACCUGCACAUCAUGGAUUUGGAACAGCUAUUACACAAGCUUGGUGUAGGAGGAGGUGUAGCUCAGAGCUCAGAUGACAGGAAGAGGCGGAGCACAACAGACCCAACCCAAAAUCAACCAGACGUUUGCAGCCAGGACCUAGUAAAAGAACUCAGGGACUGGACACAGAUGUGUUUCUCUGCCAGUGAGCUGCUGGACAUCUUUGUCCUGGAUCCCCAUUCACCCAUCUCCAGAGAUCAUUUCAAGCACAUGUGUCCUGCGAUCAUUCAGCAGCUAUUGGGUGAUGCCUGUUACCCCACACAGUCCACAGACAGAGCACCACCUCCUACCAUUAUAGAGAAAUAUGGCUACAGUACAGUAGCAGUGGUGCUGAUCACCGUGGGCUCGAUGCUGGGAAUCUGUCUGAUCUUCUUUAACUCCUGUAAGGAGACGUAUGCUCUCAUCCUUCAGCUGUUUUUUGGGCUGGCUGUGGGCACACUGUCAGGAGACGCACUCCUCCAUCUGAUACCACAGAUUCUGGGUGUUCAUGAUGGUAGUCACCACGAAGACCAUGACCUCAGAGAAGAAAAGGACUACUUGUGGAAGAUUUUGGGAAUCAUUGCUGGGAUCUACUGCUUCUUCCUAUUAGAAAGAAUCUUCUCCUUUGUUAUACCAUCUCAUAGGCAUAGCCACUCUCAUGGUUUUUCUGUGGAGCUGAGCUGUAAUGGGGAAGGACAGCGAGGGAAGUCAGUAUCUACCAUGCAGCUGAGAACUUUGGAGGACAUGGAAUGUACAGAAAUGCCACAAGUGGAGACUAGUGUGAAUCCUGCUCAGCAACAAAAACAGAGUAUUCCACUGCUGGCCAUUAUGGUGAUAGUGGGCGACAGCCUCCAUAAUUUUGCAGAUGGCUUGGUUUUGGGGGCUGCUUUCUCUAACUCAGCUGAGACUGGCAUAGCCACUACGGUUGCCAUUCUGUGCCAUGAGAUUCCACAUGAAAUGGGUGACUUUGCAGUGUUACUCAGCUGUGGUCUGUCUGUGCGCCGUGCCAUGCUGAUGAAUUUCCUCAGUGCCCUCACCGCCUUCAUGGGGCUCUACAUUGGCCUCUUCGUCUCGUCUGACCCUGAGGUUCAGCUGUGGAUCUUCACCGUCACCGCCGGCAUAUUCCUCUACCUGUCACUAGUGGAAAUGAUGCCUGAGAUGAGUAAAGUUCACUCUCCGCAUCCGUAUCUCAUGUUUUUCCUGCAGAACAUUGGUCUGCUCUUAGGCUGGGCCUGCCUACUGCUACUAGCACUGUUUGAACACAAACUCACUUUUUAACACAGACACAUGCAAACACAAACAGAAAUCUUAAAGAAAUAGAUUGACAAAAACAUUAGGGAUGCACUGAAUAUAUUUGGCCAGAAAUGACACAAAUUCAGUAUUUGGCAGAAUCAGUGAAAAGACAGAAU
This is a messenger RNA of Astyanax mexicanus (Mexican tetra), 2712 nucleotides long. Its product is annotated as zinc transporter ZIP12. The coding region runs from base 584 to 2581 and encodes 665 amino acids. The transcript has 13 exons. Gene Ontology annotation, biological process: zinc ion import across plasma membrane; intracellular zinc ion homeostasis. Lineage: Eukaryota; Metazoa; Chordata; Actinopteri; Characiformes; Acestrorhamphidae. Gene Ontology annotation, cellular component: membrane. Gene Ontology annotation, molecular function: zinc ion transmembrane transporter activity. The record is from RefSeq and is a predicted model, not a curated record.